AUGCAGGACCUGCCGCACCCCUGCGCAGAGCCCACCCUCAGCGAGGGGGAGACUCGGGAUGAGUUCUACCAAUUCCUCGAGACACUGCUCGCCAAGUUGCGUGAGGUGGCCGAUCAGCCGGGCAGCUUGGCGAUCGUUCCCUGUACCCUGGCACGCAGAGACCUGCUGUACCUAAUCAGUGGCUCAAUGCAGCAGCUGCUCGGUGGAUGGCUGCGGCGGAGGGUGUCAACUGCCAGCCUGAGUGACGACUUGGGCCACUGUGUGCUCCUUGUCCUCUACCGCUCCCCACACGCAGAGGAGUUUGUCCUCGGCGUCGUGAACACUGGCGAAGGGCUCCAGUACCACCCCGCCAGCCUGUCGAGGUUGCAGCCGAAUCCCGAGAUGCCUCUGCGACAAUCUCCAUUGAUCCUGACAAGCAUCCCAACAGAACGGGUUUGCAACAGCGCUCUCUGGUACCUCCUCUACCGCCAGAUUCUCCACCCGGAUCCCGAGAAUGGACCGGAGGCCAUGUAUGGUCACCUCCUGCCUUUCCUGAAUGAGAGGCCACUCAGCGCCAGCUCUGCGCCGCAAUGGACUGAGCAGCUCCCAGUGCCCGUGGCCGGCGAUCGAUCCUUUGCCAUCGCCGUUGAGAGGAGUGUCCGAUUUGCUCUGGUCCUCAGUGGCCUGGAGCCUGCCGAUGCCACCUGGUGGAGCAGCGUGGGCUUGCGCCGCGCCCUUGUCGAGUGUAUGCAGGAGGCGCUGGCAGUGCAGGGCCUUCGGGCUCCCGCCCCAGCCGAGUUUGCUUUGCUGCGCGUGGGUGUUUCCUCGCUGGCGCGAGCGGCUGCGCAAAGCACGGCCAGCUCAGAGCACAGCCAGAACAGCUCACAAAGACGGUCCAGGCUGCCAGAGGUGCAGGCGGUGAUCGAGGCGGCCGACCGGAAAGCCAUUGCCCUGGAGCACUCACAGCGGAACUCGCGCUCUGUCCAACCUCCGCAGCUCUGGGAUGACCUCUGGAGCGCUGCCUCCAAGCAAGAUUGCCACUUUGGAGGCUUUGGCCGCAUGCUGUCACAAGACGUGGAAGCGCUCAAGGGGGAGGUCAAGCACGGUGUGCUGAUCCUGCCCGCCCUCCCUGCAGCUUUGCACACCCAGAUCGGCAACUGUACAGAGGCCGCAGAGUGCUGCCGGCUGGUCAGCAGUAUGCUGACCUUGAUGACGAACCAGCGGGACCGGCUGCUUCAAGCAUCUGCGUCAUGUUUUACUCUGGUGGUGCAUUUGGUGUGUAGGUUGAUGCCCAUGCCGCUACCCCUUGAUGAUGACUGCUGGCCCGAAAAAUGCUUUUGGGCCGGGCAGCCUCUCACACUGGAGACCAAGCGAGACCUCUUGCGCAGCUUGCAUUUCAUCUCACGCUACUUCUCUGCGUCUGCUGAAGACCUGCGUGCCACACGAGAGACGGACGGUGCCCGGACAUGUGUGGCUGCUGCUUUGGUUGCGAUGAUGGACGCCUUGCUCCGACGUCCGAUAGACCUGCUCGACAAACGAACAGCUGUCGAAGAGCGACAUGGAGACCUCCUGUCUUUACAUUAUUCGGGUGCUGCGGGUGGAGCCCAAAGCCCUUGCAAGCCAUUCAUCUUGGACUCCAGCACUUUUCGAGAGACGUCUGAAGCCCUCCUUCUACCCCAGCCAGAGCUUGCCCUGCUCAGGGCCCAGGUCCUGGACUACUUCCAGAGUUUGUCCACCUUGGCAAGCUCCCGAGGGUCCAGCGCGAAGCGGCUCUUCCGCCAGCUGACAAGGGUGACUGUAAAGGUCAAGGAAGGAAUCAAGGAAGCCGUCAGGGAAGGAGUCAAGGAGGGCGUCAAGGAAGGAGCCAGGGAAGGUUCCGAGGAGACGCAGCACCUCUUCACGUUUGAGAAGGGCAUGGCUCUCGGCCCGGCUGAUCGUCUUCUUGUUGAACAGCUUGGGCUCAGCAUUGGCUUGGAGGCAGCAGGGGACUCUGCGCACCUCUUGCUGAGCGGCGAGCAGCCCCAGCUGCUGGACUUCUUCCCGGAGUUGGCUUGGUUCCGCGAUGCCGUGUUCCUUUGGAAGGUGCUGCUCCUCCCACCCCCAGACGAAGAGCCCGGCAAGGCCUCGCCUCGUGAGAGCCUUUCGGCAGCCCUGGGGGCGCCCCUGGUGUGGCGUUGGCUCGGCAAAGGCAGGUCAGGACCAGGCCCUGAAGAAGGGACUUUCGUCGUCCAGGGCUUUGAGACUGUGCUGCCCAACACACAAGGCUUCAGCUUCAAGGCUUGGUGGAAGAGCCGGCGCUGGCAAGGGCUCCGUGGCCUCAAGCGCUGGCUCGGUGGGCAGUCGGAGAAUGAGAACUACAACUCCAAGUUCCGGGCUUUGAGCCGUGCAAACCCAAGUCUCCUUGUGGGCUCUGCGGUGGAAACGGAGGAAGAUAUCCUGGCCUUGCAGUCGGUGCCCUGUUUUGGUGGCAGCUUGAAGGCCUCUGAGAGUGAGCUCCUUUUGACCUACCUUGUCGCCCCCUAUGUUCGGGUGCCCUUGGUCCUGAACUUCUUCUCUGACAAGCAGCGCAUGACUUUGCUGCAGGAGCCGCAGCUGCAGGCGGUGCUGGAUGCCGUCCUGUUUGAGCCUGGCCCGUGGUUGACGCAUCAAGCAGCAUUGGCUGGUCCACCAACCAUGAUUCCAGCCAAGAGCAUCUCCUCACCAGCGACUCGGGCGGGUCUCCUUCUGAACGAGCUCCAAUACUCACCAGAGCCGGUGCUGGACUCCGUGCUUCAGCUGCUCCAGUUCGCAUACGAACAAGAUCCUGGCAGGCCGGGCACUGGCAGGGAAGGGCUCAUUCUCUUCAUCCUUCGCCUGGCCGUCCGCGUGGAGUCUCAUGCAAAGCUGGUGCUCCAGCACGCCCGGGGCUCCUCGACGGGAGCCGGCGCGCGGCAGGUGGCGCCACGCCCGGAGAAGCUCGAAGCUUUGGAGGAGCGGGCGAGGCGGCUGAGUGGAGUUCUGCGCAACACGAUCCUGGAGAUGAUGCUGCAGUGGGCCUCCCAGGCCGUGAAACGCAAGCCCCGAAAGCUCGACACGGCCGCUCGGGUUCACGCCCACAUUGCGUUCCUCUUCAAGAACCACCAGCCAGAUUCCGUUCGGGACACGUCCGUGUUCUUGGCUUCCCAGGUUUUUGUGAUCAUGAACAGUUUCAAGCCAUCAGUGCAGCGGACACCCAGCUCCCAAAUGUUGGGGGUUGGAGAGUUCGAGCUGUUUGACGUCUUUGAACGCUGGCGCACGCCUAUAGCAUCAUGGCUUCGAAAUCACCCCAAGGAAGCGGCAAUCACUAUGGAGAACAUUGAGCGGGUUGUUACGUGUAAGGGCACUGCAGACAUCACAGCGCCGGAUGCCAACCGCAUAUGGCACGAGAUGCCACACGAGCCUGGCAACUGGGCUUCCAGACCAGUGCGUGAGAGCAACCACGACAAUGUCGGUGAUGCGAUCGCAGGUGAGUCUUAUCGAGACUGGCUGCUACGGACCUACCACCAAGUCUCCCAGGGUUCCGGUGCCGAAGUCGUGGUGUCCGUCAACCAGGGCCGGUACCACUGCCGCGACGCUGGGCUUCAGCUCUUGCCGGAGCACGUGCUGCAGACGCCGCAUCUGCUCGAGGCCUGUGGGAACAUGGAGCACAUGCAGGUGGUCCUGCGUGAAGAAACUGCGCAUCGAACCUGCUACGAACUGGUGGGGCAGAACUACGAGGUACACUGCUGGGAUGCUGAGAAGCUCAACGAGAAUGGCUGGCCUGAGUGGCUCGACGUACGCGGCCUGCAGACAGUUGGAGACAAGGCGCCGUGGUUGGCAGAGGUCCUGGAUCCUUUGCUGGCGAAGCUGGAAGUAAGUGACAUGACUUUGUACUACCUGGCUUCGAAGCAAGAGAAAGCAGCACACCCGGAUGCCUGGCUUCUGGGCAUUCCCAAGAAAGGAUUCAUCAAAGAGAUCGCCAUCUGGAGGAGCCCGGCAUAUGUGGAGCUUUUCGACCUUGUGAGUCACGGCCGUCACGUCCAUCGGAAGCUGGUCUUCACCUCGGACAUGGUUUGGUCUUUCCACAGCCCAAGCGGUCCGGAGCUGCCAAUGUACUCCAGCCCAAAUGCAGGAUGGAGCUUGUGUAAGGGCUGCGCGCAAGCACCCACGGCACGGGGCUUCACCGUGCGGAUCUUCCGGACAUCCGGAGCCCGCGGCUCUUUGGCGACGAUUGAGAAGCGGCAUGAGUGGCAUGAGAGACAUGAGAGGUGCACAGGAGAUUUUGCAUGGGCGCUGGUGCAAGGUCAGGAGGAGUACAUUCCGCAGGAGAUGAUCCAGGGCUUGCUCCCCGAUGCCCUCCUGGACCGCUACAAGUUCUGGCGCAGCAAGGAGGCCAGUGGCGAGGUGCUGGUCGGCGAGGAGCGGGUGGCGACGGACCAGCCGACCGAGUUGAUCGUGAAGAUGCAUGCGGCGAACAAAAAGUCUCUCAGCAGCAGUAGCGACGUGGCAGUUGUGUGGAUACAUAUGGAUACAGCCGUCUCGCCAUCAAUUCCGGCGCCAUCUUUUCGCUUGCCACUUUUUUCAGAGGCCCAGCUGCCACCUGGGCCCGUUCGAAGCGGCGACUGCGGUGGUGGAGCGGAGAAGGCUGGGCUGGGUGGACACGAGCCGGAGUUCCUGGUCAACGCCAAAUCAGGGAUGUGCGGCUUGACCAUGCUACUCACGCGCCUCGAGAACCUCUCACACAUCUUGGUCUGGAGCCGAAACGCUGAUGGGUCUGGUGGUGUGCAUCGUGUGGAGCUGCCCAGACUGAUGCUUUCCUUUUCCAUGGCGCACGAUCGACUGCACUGUGACCAGCUGGCGGGCUACUGGAUUUUGGAGAGGCCCCAGCUAACCUCCAAUUUGGUUCACCAGCUGCUGGCGCAGUGGGGCGGUGGCACAGUGUUGCUCGAGACAGCCUCUGGCGAUCUCUCGGUGCUGGUUUCGGCGCUCUCCGAGCCCGUGAGGCCCUGGGCGGACGCGCUGAGCCCCGCCGAGCGCUUUCUGCCCGGCCAGCUCGUGCUGCGACGGGGCAAGCCGUCCUGGAUGGCUAACCUCGCCGAAGGCUCUCGAUACUACUUUUAUCCACUGCACCGGUGCGGCAUGAUGGUAUUCACGCCCACGCCAGCUGCCGCACUCUAUCUUCUCCUCUGCCGCUACCUCACCUGGCACUUCCAGGAAGUGGCCGCCAUGGCAAGUGCCAUCUCAGAGGUUUCGGGACCUGAGGAGCGGCAGCUUUGGGAGUGCUUGAGCGUCCUGCAGGGCGAGUGCCAUGCGGACGCUGUGGCGUGCCGGCUGCACCUGACCCUCGCCAGCUUGCCCUUCGGGAAAGACGCGCGGCCACCCUGGGAUGUGCUGAAGCAGCUCAUCGAGUACUCCUCAAAGAGGCAUCUGGUUUCCGCAGCAUGUGCACUGCCUGCUUAUGGAGAGCUGGUGCUCCAGAACUUGCCGGAGGUACUCGGCCAGGUCUCCGUGCCACUACUGGCAACGCGCCGCCAGAUGUUGGAGCAUCUUAUUGCCAGGAGCUUAGCCGAAACUCAUCUUGGCUCCUCUGAGGCUUGCAGGCACUCGGGCACUCAGAAGUCCAUGACGGCGCCCCUGGGACCUCAGCUGGAGGAUGUGGGCUUCGACCGCGUUCCCUACCGGCACGUGCUCGGCGAGGUGGGGCUCUUCCAGCGGAUGGCCUGCUCCAUGCAGGGGCUGACGUACAGUCGGCCCGAGGGAGAGCGGCCGGUGGUGGAGAACUUCGCCGCUUUGCGCUUCUUGGAUGCCUUGUUCGGCCGUGCGGGCGCCCAAACCGGGGCUUUGCUAUCCUUCCGGGGCUCCUUCUUCCUCAUCUACGAGCUCUUCACCGGCACGCUGGAGGUCAAAUUGCUGCCCGAGGACAAGCCCAGCAUCCUCGCCUCGGCCUUGCUGCGCCUGGUGAGCGGUGCGGGGGGCGCGGGCGUGGGCAUCACGCAGAUGGAGAUGGCCGUGCUGCGGUCUUUGGACUCCACACCGGAGGUGCGCGGCGAGAUGCCGCUUUGGGGCUCCGCGGCGGCCAAGCGUGUCUGGCAGGUGGGCGCCCUCAUCAAGCUUGACCACGACUCCUCUUCACGCUUGCUCAAGAAUGCGGUGAAGCAUCUCCGACAGUGCCAGCAGUACCUGCAGCCUGUGAAGCAGUUUGCCGAGUUCGAGAAGGCUGACGGCAAGCUGGUGAUUGAUCCCCAGGACCUCAACCACCGCCGCCAGUGGGCACCGCCACUAACAGAGGAUGUCAAUUGUACCAGCCGUGGCUUCGAAACAAAGGCCCCAAGCAUGUUGUGCUUGGGUACGUGCCCGCUUGCCCAGAUCGUCAGCGACUGCUGUGGACAAGAUCCCUUACAGUCCAAGCGAAGGGAGAACAGCAACAAUGAUGGAAAUGACACGAACGAGACCAAUUGCCACCUACUCAAGUUGUGGCUGCAGAAGCUUUGCGGACCCCAUGCGGAUCCAAACUUCCGCUUUGCAUCCUUACCACCUGCGCAGAGGACGUUGAGCCGCCUGCUGGGCGAGCUGGGCCUCUUCUUGUCAAGCACCACGGCGGAGACGCUGCAAGAGCUGCUGAUCCAGCCAACAUGUCUGGCCAAGCUGGUGGAUGUGCUUCGCAACCAGGGCCAGGAAGACAUGCGCCAGGCCACUCUGAUGGUCACGGAGGUGGUGGAGGAAGCGAACCGCGGCAGCGCUAGGGAUUGGCUCUGGCGGCGCUGCGGCACAGCGGUGCAGCUCAGCUUCAGCAGUUUGGUGGCAGCUCUGAUGGCAUCUGAGCCCAGCUGCAGCGAUGCGCUCUUCAGGGCAAACCAAGAACUCCAGGAGGAGAAGAUGAGAACGGUCUUGGAGAAAGUAGCCCAGUCAUUGGCCCUGGUUGUGCGAGUUGGUCAGGUGACCCGGGCCAUGGAGAAGGCCCUGGAGCUCCAAAGCGCCAUCCGCCGGCGCAGCGAAGCCCUGAUCGUCACUUUGAAGGCCCGGGCCUUGAGCGAGGAGUUGCUGGCACGACGGCACCACAGCCGAGUCAGAGGCCCCUUUGUGCUCUUCGACCCUCGGCUCAUGGUCUUCGAGUUCCUCUUCGAUAUCAUGUUGAGGGAGACCCAGGUGAGGAUCCUGGGAACUAUUCUGCACAGUGCCAAGGCGGGGCAGUCGAUGACUCAUCAGAUGAUCAUGGGAGAUGGCAAGACGACUGUCAUCGCCCCUUUGUUGGCGCUGAUCCUGGCCGAUGGCAAAUCCUUGGUGUGCUCCUGCAUGCCUGCCUGCUUGGCAGAGAUGACGCGGGCAGUUCUAACCAAGUGCUUCUCAUCACCUGUGGCUCCCCGCGCGGUGAUCAUGUUCAAGUUCGGCCGAACCUCACAUGCAGACCGGGCACUCUUCGAGAAGCUUGAGGCUGCCAGGCACGGCAAAGCAAUUGUCGUGGCCGAGCCCACGUCCUUGAAGAGCUUGGUGUUGAGCCUACUUCAGUCACUGAGCCAGCUGGACGAGGCCAUGUCGGGUUCGUCGAAGCGCUGGUGGAAGACAGCGGAUGCGAACAGGACCCGCCUCCUCGAAGCUGAGGCGUACGCCUGCGCCCAGGUCCUGCGCAUGUUCCACCGAAGCGUCUUGCUUCUCGACGAGGUUGACCUGCUACUGGACCCCUUGAAGAGCGAGCUGAACUGGCCAAUGGGAACCAAGCGUCCCAUCGACCUCGUCGACUCCAAAGAAGAUGGAAAAAUGUCCCCCUUGGACAAUCACAGCAGGUGCCUACGCGGAAAGCUGCCUUUCCACCUCCUGGAUGCCGUCUUCGCAGCGACCAAAGCGGCGAUGGAGCUCUCAGAGCCCACGGCGGAGCAGGUGGGAAAGCUCAUGGCCGUUUCCUUCGGGGACCGCCGGGAGGCCGCCCAAUCCCUGCAGGAGCUCGCGGCCGAGCUCAAGGUCGGUUGCGAAGCGCGACAGGUGCGUCUUUCCCCGCACGUGGUGAUCCACUCCCAGAGCUUCUACGAGUCUCACCUCCUGCCGCCGCUGGCCAAGUGGACGGCUCUCUUCUUGGAGUCUCACAACGGUGGUCUGGGGCUUACCGCGGCAGAGCUGCGGCGUGUGCUGCGGCAGCCACGGGACAUGGACGUCGUGGUGGCCCAACAGCUCGGGCGGGAGUCUGGGCCGGCGGCACAGCUCUUCAACCUCUGCUUGCGCUGGCUGCAUUCCUUCCUGCCAUUCUUGCUGAAGAAGGUGCACCGCGUCUCGUAUGGCCUCCUCUCCGCUGAGCAGCUGGCAUCAGAGAAUGCACCUCGCUCUCGGCAACUGCUUGCAGUUCCCUUUGUUGGAAAGGACCAGCCCAGCGAGCAAGCUGAGUUCUCACACCCGGAUGUGGCCAUCGGCUUCAGCGUCCUGGCCUACCGACUCCAGGGUUUGCGAAGUGGUGACCUCGCGGCCCUGAUUGCGUCCCUCCAGGCGGACAUGAAGCUCCAAACUGGGAUAGCCUACCACAAGCGGUUGGCCAACCGCACUUUCGUGAAGCUGAUUGUGAAGGCUGGCGGCCGCGUGCGUGGAUUCUCUGCGGAGGGCGAGUGGCUUGGAGACCGCAAAGGCCUCUCAGGUCUCUCAUUCAACGAGGUGGCAGAGGUUGAGCAAACCUUCCUGCCCUUGGAAUCUGUGGACCUGAACGACAAGGAGCAGAUAGCCCAGCUCUGGGUCCUGCUGCGAGCGGAGCCUUGCGCGGUGGAGCAGUUCCUUCUCUCUGUGCUUCAGCCGGGUGUCGGAACCGUCGACGUCAGCGAUCACCAGCUGACUGCGGCCGCCCAGGACCUGGCCGGGGAGCAGCUCUUCGGGCUCUGCCUCGGCUUUAGCGGGACCCCCAACGACCUUCUGCCGAGCCGCCUGGGCCGCUGCUGCUAUGCCGAGGGCGUAGACGGGCGGAUUUUGGGUACCUUGGCCAACAGCGACGUGGUGAAUGUGGUGGAGGUGGCUGACUGGACACCUCGAACCUUGUUGGAGCUUGCCGCGGGCGUCGAUGGCCCAUGCUUCAAUGCCUUCAUCGAUGUCGGGGCUUCUUGGCACUCGAGUUUGCCAUGA
Symbiodinium natans is the source of this 9069-nucleotide messenger RNA. The record is from the annotation of a GenBank genome assembly. Lineage: Eukaryota; Dinophyceae; Suessiales; Symbiodiniaceae.